ACUGUUCGGUGGGAGGGCAGCCUGGGAUCUGUUCUGCAUUUGAGUCACGAUGGGUCCUCGACGAGCAGCUCGGUCCGGCUUGAUGGCGUUGGCACUGUUGUGCUGCAUGGUCGGAACAUUCUCUCAAAGCACUCAAAAAUUCAACAUCACCAAGAUGCUGGCAGGCCAACCGAGAUUCAGCGUGUUAAGAGAGAUGCUGAGUUCCCUCGGCGUGGCGGCGGAGAUCAAUGGUCGAAAGUCCGUCACAUUACUGGCUCCCGCCAACAAUGUAAUGAGAGCCUUCCGGACCAACAAUAACAAGACGGACGCUAUCAAAAUCACCGAUCUCCUUCGCUUCCAUGUGCUGCUCACCUACUUUGACAUAGCAGAGCUCAGGGCCCUGAAGACGACCAACUACACCUCCGUGACCACCCUUCUGCAGACCACUGGAAGGGCCAGCGGAAACAAUGGGUUCGUCAACAUCUAUAGUCUGAAGUCGCGUGUCAAACUUUAUCAAAAGUUUAUCCAACAAAGAUAUGGACGACAGGAGUAUGAGGAGUUUGAUGAAGCUGAAACCACUGAUGUGGAACAACAGGCCUUGCUACCUUCGGUUCGGUAUCCCAAGCUAUGGAUGGUCAAGUGUCAGAUUGGUCAUGAGCGGGAAGCAUCCAUUGGCCUCAUGCAAAAGUUUAUGGACAUGGACAUGCAAGGGAAGCCCCUACUUAUCAAGUCAGCAAUCGCUUUGGAUCACCUCAAAGGCUAUCUGUAUGUGGAGUCCGAGAAGGAGGCUUAUGUCAGAGAGUCUAUCAGAGGAAUGCGAGUGAUAUUCCAACGGGAAGUAAAGUUGGUGCCAAUAAAGGAAAUGACUGAUGUGCUAUCAGUUGAAAAGAAGUCGGUUGAUAUUGACACCUGGGUUCGCGUGAAGAAUGGGGUAUAUAAAGGCGAUCUUGCAAAGGUUGUGGACGUGGAUCAUGUGAGGCAGCGUGCCACCAUCAAGCUGAUACCCAGAGUUGACCUCCAAGCUUUGGCUCUCAAGAUGAAUGAAGGGUCAAUAAAAGGAAGUAAAGAUGACGCUAAGAAUAGGCCAAGACCUGCACCUCGGUUUAUUAACGUUCAAGAACUUCAGGAUUUGAAAAUAUCAAUCGAGAGGAAGCGUGAUCCUAAUCACGCAGGAGAAUAUUUCGAGUUCUUUGAUGGCAUGCAAUUUAAGGACGGUUACUUAUACAAGGGUGUAUCUUUGAAAAGUAUUGACUCGAAUGGUGUACUUGGCCUUGAACUUGCACAUGUCGACACCUCGGAAAGAGCGAGGAUUCUUUGACAUGCCGAUUAUCCAGGACGGGAGUCUUUCGCCCAUGAUUGAGCAAGUUAGAGCCAUAGUGAUUUUGUCUUUGCCUUGCUUCCCUCCUUUACAUGAAUCAGCGACGUGGUUCAGUGUUGAAUCAGGUAAGGCUCGGAAGAAAAAUCCUGUCUCAUCCAUAUUAAACAUGUUCUUGACAUCAAAGCCGGCUAACAAUGGCUAACAAUGAUUGCAAUGAUAUCUUCCAUUGUUCGGCGUCUAUAAGAUCUACAUUUCCUGAUUCUCCACAAGUCUUGUACGAUUUCACAUUGUUUCUCUGCUUCCACUUUUGGAGCUAGCCUUCAGAUGCAGAAAAUUCUUUUACAUCAGUUUCCAAACAACUAGCGAUUUGUUUUGCUUUCUCUUGUAGAAUGGGGCCACUCAUCGGAUAGCCACGCGACCUUGCUCGUGAAAACCAUCUCCAUAGAGUGACACUGAUGUUAGUCUGCUGAACAAUUAUGGUUUUAGAGAGUGCCCGAUUGCUCUCUGCUUCUCUCAACAACGUUUCUUUGUUCUGCUUUGUUGCCUGCACGGUUCCUUUGGAAUAAAAAAACUUGUACGUUGUUGCUCUGAUGCUAUGACCAUCGUCAAGUUACUUGAUGAUGGCAGGCUUGGUGCUCAAAUCUACCAGCUUUCGGUUUUUUUGUC
Molecule: messenger RNA, 1963 nt
Organism: Marchantia polymorpha subsp. ruderalis
Lineage: Eukaryota; Viridiplantae; Streptophyta; Marchantiopsida; Marchantiales; Marchantiaceae
Source: the annotation of a GenBank genome assembly